AUGAUUAUUGGAGAGGUUGUAGAAGAAAAAGAACCCUAUUACACCAAUGUGUUUGUCAUAUUGACAUGUGAUUUUCGCUAUGGCCAUGAUGACUUGGAUAUGAUUGGUCUGAUAUUCCACAAAGAUGUUUAUCUGACUUUGAAGAGUUUCUGUACUGAAAACCCAGAAAAGAAAAAUGCCAAGAGAGACUCCGUAUGGCUAGUGGCCCAUAAAGUACAGUUUGCAUCCUUGAAGCCAGACCCUGGGCCCUCGUCCAGCAUCCACCACAUCCUUCUGUCAGCUCAGCCAUUACAACACCAGCCUGGAUGAACAAGGGAGGUUCCCUACCAUGGCAAACCCACCUCUGUCAAUGUUUCCAUCAACAACUGUACCAACAAGGUCAUCAAAAAAUUCAAGAUUUCAGUCAUGUGCUUUUCCUGACUGUUGGUGGACCAGAACACAGAUGUUGUCCUGUAUUCACUAGACAAGUACAAAACUGUGUUCAUUCAGGAGUUCACGGAAACUAUAGCUUCUCACUCCAAUUUCUCCAAGAACUGUGAAGUAACCCCACUGCUGACUGCUAAUAAUCAGAAACACAGCCUGGCACUGGAUGGCAAACUUGAGCACGGUGAUACCAAUCUGGCCUCUAACACAAUUGUUGGACCAAGAAUGAACAAGAACCUAUUAGGGGCCGUGGUGUCCUACAAAGUCAAAGUCAACUGA
This is a messenger RNA of Condylura cristata (star-nosed mole), 702 nucleotides long. RefSeq names its product arrestin 3, retinal (X-arrestin) (gene ARR3). Gene Ontology annotation, biological process: signal transduction; visual perception; G protein-coupled receptor internalization. Gene Ontology annotation, molecular function: G protein-coupled receptor binding. NCBI's taxonomy places the organism in Eukaryota, Metazoa, Chordata, Mammalia, Eulipotyphla, Talpidae. The record is from RefSeq and is a predicted model, not a curated record.